AUGGCUGAAUCGCAGGUGAUGGAACGGACUGCCGACCCGGCAAACUCCAACGGCAGGUUCACCAUCAGCACCCUGAUCAGCACCGAGGACAGAGGCAGGCCUCACUAUGGCCAGGGGGACACGGUUGCCUACGACGCUGCCCAAGCCAACCACCUCACCCACAACACUUUCUACAUGCGGACCUUUGGCUACAACACCAUCGAAGUUGUUCCCACUUACGAAAACUAUGCCAACACAAAAGUCUCCGGUGAAGCCAAGAAGACCAGACCUACCUUGUCUGAUCUACACUCAUUCCUCAAGGUAAAUUGAAGCCAGUUUGGUUCACAGAAUGUCUGUUGCACAGAGUCACAAACAUAGGAAGCUGCCUUAUAAUCAUGAGUGUAUCUAUUUCAGUAUAUCCAGCUCAGUCAGGGGUCUCUCCUGCCACUAGGGAUUCCUCUUGGGACCUUUUGCAUGCAAAGCAGGUGCUCUAACUACUGUUCUUUACAGGUCUGCCCCUGCCUGAUCACAAUCUCCAUCUGGUCUUGAGCCAGGGGGACAAAGCAUUGAAUCUUGCCCCACAUUCUUUCCCAGCUGGAAGAAAACUUUUCCUGAUCUGCAUUACUUGGAUCACAGAAUCAUUGAAUUGUAGAGUUGGAAAGUAUCCCAAGGUUCUUCUAGUCCAGGCUCUGCCAUGUAGGAAUAUGCAGGUGGCCCAUAUGGGGAUGGAACCCACAACGUUGUUCUUAUCAGCUCCACACUGUAACCAAUUGAGCUAACCUCAACAGUGGUUGAGGAUGGGUAGCUCAGAAUGCCUCUUCUCUGGGGGACUCUUUCUUGAGGUCUUUAGCAACUCUGAUUUCUUUUUUCUGCCUUUCCCCACUAGCUCUUAUGGAAAUAAGCAAUACUGGCCAAGAGACAUGUAUAUAUUUUUAAAAAAUAAAAUAAAAAUAAGAUCAUAGAGCUAUUUUGUUCAUUGCAUUUUAAAAAAUGCAUAUAGAGAAGUGGCAUGAAAAUAGCCCCAUCUUAGUGCCCUAUUGACAUCCGCAUGCUUGGAUCGAGUUUUCUGCCUGACAGUCUGAUCACACAUUCAUUUGAGACAGCGGGGGGCGGGGGGUCUCAGGGCACAGAUCCAACUUCUAUUUUCUUUUUCUUCAAACAAAGUUUUUUAAAAUAUAAAAGCAACAGCAUAAGCAAAAAAUAAUCGGUUACAAAACAGAGGUGCAGGAGGCUGCAUUUCCCAAAUAAACAAAGAACAGAUAAUUAGAAAAAAAAAUAAAAGCAGAAAAACGCAUCAAGAAAGCCAGAUUUCGCAAUUUGGUGGGGGAAGAGAGUUUUGUAUACCUGAAUUUGACACAUAAGCAAUGAGUUCCUGCCAAAAAGUGUAGAAAUGUUCUGCGUCUUCCUUAUCCUUAGAGAUGCAUAAUUUGUGUGUUAUUUUCUCUGCUGCAGCCAGAGUAUCCAUAUUCCUGUGCCGCAACAAGAGGUUUAAGUCCUAAAGGUCUUUGGCUCUGGGUCAAAGCAUUCAUGUAAGACCUUCCAUAGAUUGGGAAAUUGCUUUUUGAUCAUCCCAUAAGUUCAAAAGAGCAGGAUUGUGGAGAAUCCUUGACAUCUGUUUUCAGUAUCAGAUUAAAUCUGUGCACAUGAGAAAGAAGGUGAUGCCUCUGAGCAUGUGCAGAGAACUUUCCUCCCCCAAUGUCAAUAUGCUUUUUUCAUGGCUGAUCUUCUAGCAGUGCAAUGGAUGUCCCAGAGCCUUGUGACCCCUUAAAAGACUAGCUGUUUUAAUGUGGCAUCAUAUUUUCUGUGCCAGCCUUCUCCAGCCUCGUGCCCUUAAUAUGUUUUGGACCACAGAUGUUCUGGCAGGACCUGAGAGGAGCCAUAGUUAAGAAGAGUUGGGGCCAUCAGGCAGGGGAGGUUUUAACAUGCCUUCAGGCAGGUGCAAGAAACUGAACCAGCUUUUUUAACCAGGGUGAGUGUCAGCAUCAAGCCUGGUGUCCUGAGCAGGACCAGGUGGCUGGUCUAGUAAAACAACAACAAUAAUAAUUUCCCACAAUGGCGAGGAGAAGUUCCACAUCAGGGGCAUUGUGGGAAAUAAAAAUGGUGGCUACAUUCAGCUGCCAAGGUCCGCUUGGAACCCUGCUGUACACCAUCACCACAGCCUACCAGGGUUCACUAAUGUAGGACAGGGCUGGAGAACUUCAUGCUGAGGGGACAAAUGUGGCCCUCCAGGCCUCUCUACCUGGCCCUUGGAACACUCUCCAGGCCAUGUCCCUCACUGGCCCUGUAUCACAUCCUAAGCUGGACUCUAAUAAUGCCUUCUGACUUGUCUGGAUGGUGGAUAGAUAAAGGUUUGUAGAACCAACCUGUGGCACAAAGAGAAAAGUUUCAUUUGUUGUUCCGCCCACUUUCCGCUUUGAACCUGCCCACCAAUGGCCCUCAGAAGGUUGCCCAGGAAGGAACAUGGCCCUCAGGCUGAAAGGUUUCCUCGGCCCUGAGGUAGGAGAGGGAACCCAGAGAUGGUCAUUUUCCCAGGUCCCCCUCAAGCCUCAUUCUGCCUCAUUCUGCACCAGCAAGGCAAAGCCAGUUCAUGCAGCAGCCAUUUGGGUUCUGGACACAACCAGGUCAUGGCCAGACUGUCCACUAUGUCCCAAUAGAGCCAUACUCCUCAGCCACCCAGUUCUGAUGACCUCUGCAUUGUCCUUGCUGGCUGAGUCAGGAUGUUCUGUACCUCAGGUGUCUCUUUAUCCCAUAAUUUUUCUCGCUUUCCCCUGCCCCCAAUUUUGCAGUCUGAUUGCCAUCAGACUCCCAUCUCUUGCGGGGGUGCAAUUAGUGCCAGCACCGUCCGUUAAGAGUUUGGGUGUAAUCUUCGAUACCUCCCUCUCUAUGGAGGCGCAGAUUACAGCUAUAACAAAGGCGGCAUUUUUUCAUCUCCACCAAGCUAAGCAGUUGGCUCCUUAUCUCUCUCGCCCUGACCUAGCCACUGUGAUCCACGCGACGGUCACCUCCAGACUGGAUUAUUGUAACUCGCUCUACGUGGGGCUGCCCUUGAGACUGACCCAGAAACUCCAGCGGGUGCAGAAUGCUGCAGCGAGACUCCUUACGGGGUCUUCGCUGUGAGAUCACAUUCACCCGGUGCUAUACCAGCUGCACUGGCUCCCGGUGGAGUACAGGAUCAGGUUUAAGGUGCUGGUUUUAACCUUUAAAGCCCUAUACGGCCUAGGACCCUCGUACCUACGGGACCGCCUCUCCUGGUAUGCCCCACAGAGGAACCUACGGUCUGCAAAUAAAAACAUCCUGAAGGUCCCAGGCCUCAGAGAGGUUAGGCUGGCCUCAACUAGAGCCAGGGCUUUCUCGGCUGCGGCUCCAAUCUGGUGGAAUGCUCUGUCACAAGAGACUAGGACCCUGCGGGACCUGACAUCUUUCCGCAAGGCCUGCAAGACAGAGUUGUUCCACCAGGCCUUUGGUCAGGGCCCAGCCUGACUCCCUCCUCUGGCAACCUGCACAGAACUUUGCUUAACAGUUGCCAUUAAUUUGAUUUUAAUUAAUUUUUAUAAUGAAAUGUUUUAGAAUGUUGGAUUAUUUGAUUGUUUGAUUAUUUGAUUGUUGUUAGCCGCCCUGAGCCCGGCUUUGGCCGGGGAGGGAGGGAUAUAAAUAAAAUUUAUUAUUAUUAUUAUUAUUAUUAUUAUUAUUAGUUGUUGUUGUUUGGUUCCAGCAAGAAAGUAGCCAUCUCCACCCGCCAGCGUACGAGCUCCACAGGGACAUCAUAUUUCCCGAAGAAGGAACCGAGGAGGAGGCUGGUGAGGGGGAUGCGAAGCCUCAGGAGGAACCUGUCCGUUUUGGGUGGGUUAAGGGGGUGAUGGUGAGUACCAUUGCUUAGUUCCCCACUCCUGAUUUAAAGGAUGUCCUGGGCCAGGGCCUUUUCUGUAGUGGCUCCAUCCCUUUGGAAUUCUCUUCCCAGGUAGAUAUGUAUGGCCCCCUCUCUACUGGUUUUUAAGGGAACCCCAUUUUAUUUCAGCCAGCUUCUGAGUGGAGGAGAGACAGAAGCAUAUGAGUGUGGAGAAGCUAGGCUACUAUACAAAGGUAGAAAGUGCAUUUGUUGCUCUGCCAGCUUUUGCCUCUGGCCCCGCCCACCAAUGACAGGUGGCUCCUGGAAGGCUGCGCAGGUAGGAGUAUGGCCCUCAGUCUGAAAAAAGCCUUGCUACUCCUUGCUAUAAAUCAUGGUAUCGACAUAUCACACAAGAGUUCUCUUGGGUGAAUUGCAAAGGGGGUUUAUGGAAUCACAGAACUGUAGAGUUGGAAGGGAGCCCAAGGGUCACCUAGAGCAACCGCCUACGAUGGAGGAGUCACAGCUGAAUUGCCAGGCCACAAACUGUGAUGGAGAGACAAGGCAAGGUGCAGGGAACUGUCUUCCUUCCAGACACCCCUUGUGACAUCUUCCUUUACCAGACAGUUCUUGUCGCUUAUGCCAGGGGUCCCAAUGCUCCUUUUCUGACUAGUGCACUUCAGGCACUAGGUAUCUUUUAAAAGAAGGAAAUGUUUAAACAUGUGCACCCACCCACACAUGCACACCCUUCAGUCUGAAAUGGUACAGUCCAGGGAAGACUUGACCAUAUUGUUCUUCCGAUGCUAUAAGCAGACCCAGAGGUGUCAGGGCACUGGCUCAUAUGUUUUAAAUGACUAGAUCAGAAGAUCCUAGGUCUCUGGUCCUCCUCACAGGCCCUGAGGUGCCUAUAUGCUUCAGUUAUUCUUCCCAGUUACCAAUUGCUGCUCCCAUAACUUUCCAGAUCCGUUGCAUGCUUAAUAUCUGGGGUGUGAUUCUGUACCUGCGGCUGCCUUGGAUAACUGCACAAGCUGGAAUAGGUAAGUCCUGUUGAAUACUUCUCUUACUGCAUGGUUGAGACAAACAUAUCUUGGUACAUACAUGAGGGCUUAUCCACACUUCCAGCCUCAGCAGUUGGAGAGGUGGCAGCCCAAAGAGGACAUUUUCUUUGAGAGCUCCCAAGUUGUGGAGCCCCUCUGUAGGAAUUCAACCAUGGUCUUAAUGUCUAAGCAGUAUAAUCCAAAACAACUGCUUUUCUUCACAGCACUGACUUGGGUGAUCAUCCUGCUUUCUGUGACAGUGACCACCGUCACAGGACUGUCAAUCUCAGCCAUCUCCACCAAUGGCAAAGUUAAAUCAGGUAGUGUUUUUUGCACAUCACCUGUAGAAAUAUUGACAAAGUUGCAUGGGUUGGGUUAGCAAGUGUGUGUGUACGCAUUGAACCUCUACUUCACAUAGACAAGUCUCAUCAUUUUUUAAAACAAACAGACAAACAAUGUCCCACCAGCUUCAUCUAUCAGAACCAGAUGAGACUUCCUUGAGGGGGGCGGGUGGACCCAUUGCUGGCAUGGCUGAGGCUCAAGAGGUGUGGGAGGCAUUUGCAGAGGUGAACAAAAUGACUUUGCCACCUAGGAAGGUUCUCCACUCGAGAGACUGACAGAUCCAGGGGAUCCACGAUUUUUUGAUGUUUCUCACCUGCCAGCUUCAAAUCCUACCAAACCGCUCCCAGGAGGAGGGAUCUGAGCAGGGGCCCAGAACUAGAUGACCAUUUGGGUCCCUUCCAACUCUACAAUUCUAGGAUUCUAUGCCUGCUCAAUUGUGGUGCAGCAGUUAGGAUGCUGGACUAGGUCAUGAGAGACUAGGGUUCAAAUUCCCACUUGGCCAUGAAGGCCACUGGGUGACCUUGAGCCAGUCAGCCUCACCUACCUCACAGGGUUGUUGUGGGGAUUAUAUGGGGAAGAGGAGAACCAACUUGCAUGCCACCUUGAGAUUCUUGGAGGGAAAAGUGGGAUAUCAAUGCAAUAAGAUCAAAUAUAUAAUUUGCAGUAGGUGAGCUAUACAAGCCUUUGUGGUGAUCCUUGUGUUCCCAUAUCUCAGGUGGGACUUACUUCCUUAUUUCACGAAGCCUUGGGCCUGAGCUGGGAGGCUCCAUUGGCCUCAUCUUUGCCUUUGCCAACGCGGUGGCUGUGGCCAUGCACACGGUGGGCUUUGCAGAGACUGUGCGGGACCUGAUGCAGGUAAGCCGGGGCAACUUCUGCCACCAGGCUAUGAGGGAAUCUCUGCAAUCUUUGAACCAUCAUCAAGGACAGCAAGAGGAAGCCUGGUGCAGUGGUUAGAGAGUUGGAGCAGGACCUAGGACACCAGAGUUUGAAUCCUCACUCAGCCAUGAAGCCCACUGGGUGACUUACCACACAGGGUUGUUGUGAAGAUUAAAAAUGAGGAGGGGGAGAACUAUGGUGGAAAGGUGCAGUUUAAAUGCAAUAAUAAAAUAAAUAAGGAUAGCUCCACAUAGAGCACAAUGCCAUUGUCUAAGGCUCUAAGCAAUAGGUUACUGGCCCAUAGAUCUGUGUGAGCAGGCUGUCCCAGGAACAUCCAGAACUGAAAACAGGCACUGUGCACCACUGAAGCCACCAGGGCUCCCAGCAGCAGUAGAGACUAGGAGUUUUUCCAGACCAUGAAAGGUUGGCAUCAGAAUUUAUAGGUUGAAUCAGAACAGCCCAGGAGAUUCUACCUAUUUUUAAAUUAAAAUAAUAACUUCUUUAGCUGUGUCCAGACAUUGCAGCUAAAAAGGAUUGAUUUUCAGGCCAAGGAUUCAAAUCCCACUCUGAGCCAAUUAUUGGGGGCAAAAUGACACAGCGUGUGAAGUCUUGAGCACUCUUACAUUUUGGGGUACAUUAGUCAGCACUGAUCUUUUAACCAAAGAUCUUUCUAUUCUAAAUGCAAGCUUUUCUCUGCAGAUGGGAAGCUGUCAUAUCACGACUCCUUUCAUCUCUGCCCAUUGCCUAUGCUGACUGGGGCUGAUGGGUCCAGCAGUUUGUGUUUUUUAAAAAACACAUUUAAAAAAUAAUAAUAACCGAUUGAACGAAAAGGUCUUCACUUCACCUGGCACAGAAAAUACCAUAAAGAAGAUGCUAAGCUAGCCUCUCUCAGGUGGACAUUCCACAACCAGGUCACCACCACUAAGAAGGCAUAAGCAUAUAAUUGAGCCAUGUUCCUUCUGCUCUGGCAUUGCCUCUUCCAGAUUUCUGGAACUUUUAGGUGACAUUUAGUUAUUAAAUCAUUAAGAAAUCGUUUAAAGUAAAUAUCAAGAAAACAGGAUCACGAAAACAGAGAUGCAAUAUACAGUAGUACCUCGGGUUACAGAUGCUUCAGGUUACAGACUCCGCUAACCCGGAAGCAGUACCUCGGGUUAAGAACUUUGCUUCAGGAUGAGAACAGAAAUCGUGCAGCAGCGGCGCAGCGGCAGCGGGAGGCCCCAUUAGCUAAAGUGGUACCUCAGGUUAAGAACAGUUUCAGGUUAAGAACAGACUUCCAGAACGAAUUAAGUUCUUAACCUGAGGUACCACUGUACAAGUGAAACAGUAGCAUAAAUUCAUAUAAUGGCAGGAAUCCAGUAAUAACAGUUUCUGAUCUUAUGGGUCAAGGAAAGCCUGGGCAAAAAGGUAUGUCUUUGCAAGACAUCUGAAGCAAGUGAUGGAUGAUGCUUCAUGUAUGGCAGAAGGAAGGGCAUCCCGAAAUGGAGAUGCCAGAGAUUGAAUCUAGAGCCUUCUGCCAACAAAGUACUUUUUCUGCUGCUAACCUACGGCCCCUUUCCAACCCUGUGGACUUCUCUGCAUCACCCCCUUUCCCAGAUUGUGCCUUGAGUCCCCAGUGCACUCAUUCUGAUGCGCCCUGUCAGCACUGACUGUUGAUGUUUUUUCUGCCCAAGGAACACAACUCUACCAUGGUCGAUCCCACAAAUGACAUUCGCAUCAUUGGGGUCAUCACAGUGACUAUUUUGCUUGGCAUUUCUUUGGCUGGGAUGGAGUGGGAAGCCAAGGUAAGAGCUUCGUUAUGUAUGUGUUUGUUUUUUUAGAAGGCCUGGGACAGGGGCAGGUGUGGCUAACGGGGAGAGAGCCCUAUUCUGGUCAUGAGGAGCAACCCAUGGGGCAAGGCAGGUCAGUGAUCCCAGCACUACAGAGAGCUCCAAGGGGCUGGGAGUAGAUUGAGGUCUUGGGAGUCUCUGCCUCCAGCUCGCCUCUAUUAGGCUCCUCCCCUUUUGGAGAACCAGGGUCUCUUAAAAGACCAAACACACGGCCUGAAGAUGGUCUCCAACAUGAGGUGCUCCUUGUGCUGAAAGGUACCUAGUAUGGGGACACUCAGUUCCCAGUAGGGUUGUCAUUGUCACAAUGGAUUUGCUUGGUCUUUGUAGGCACAGGUUCUUUUCUUCUUUGUCAUCAUGAUCUCCUUUGUAAACUACCUUGUGGGAACCAUCAUUCCAGCCAGUGAGGAGAAACAAGCCAAAGGAUUCUUCGGUUACAGGGGUAAGAUGCUGGCAUGAGUGGCUGAGGGAGGAGAGGACUGUUCAUGAACUGAAGUACUCCAGAAGAACUAAGUUGGUGUAAGGAAGCAGUGGAGGUUGGAAAUGAUGCAGAAGGGCCAUAACCCAGCAUGAAGGCAUCUGUUUUACAUGUGGAAAGUCCUGAGUUCCAUCCCCAGUGGCAUCUCCAGGUGGUCCUGGGAAAGGCUGCCUGCCUGAAAUCCUGGAGAGACCCUGUCAGUCUGUGUAGACAACAUUGACCUAGAUGGACCAAUGGUCCAACUCAGUGUAAGACCGCUCCCUAUUCUGGUGUUUAAACAGCAUGUGAAGUAGCUCUAAAUAUAUAACAGGGCUGAAGUUGUGUUUGUGACUAGCAAGUCAACAAGAUAAACUAGAUUAGUUUUAAAUAGUAACAACAGGAACGUUUGAGUUUGGUUCUCUCGCCCAAGGAGUGCAUUCAAUCCUCAAAACAUAAGACGAGCCCAGCUGGAUCAGAUUAAAGUUCUGGUAGCUGUGGUAGAAUAAUAAUAAUAAAUAAGUUGAGAUGGUUUGGAGUGACCAGACAGGUUUACAUCUCUCCACCCAGUCCAGUGCCCUGAGGGAGAUGGAAAUUGCCCUCUCCCAACUCAUUGGAUUGAUCAUCAGAUGUAAAGUUUGCAUACACAAACACACACGUGACAAAACCUUCUCUUUUCCAGCGGACAUCUUUGCGCAGAACUUUGUGCCAAACUGGCGUGGGCCUGAUGGCAGUUUCUUUGGUUUGUUUUCCAUCUUUUUCCCAUCAGCCACUGGCAUCUUGGCAGGAGCCAACAUUUCAGGUGAUUUGAAGGUAGGCGGGUCUGGCUGCUGAAGCCCAGGGGGGCAGGAGGUGGGGUGCUGGAAUUAGCAGCCUCCUUUUGGAAACAUGGCCCAGGGCAAUAGUUGGUGUCAGAAAUUCUGGGUAUUGGGGCAGAGGGUUCGGUGGGUCCCAUUCCAGCCUCUUUCUAUAUAUAGCCUGUUGGGGAUGCAGAGGGACAAGUCUUUCAUUACAUAAAUAUAUUUCUCUCUCUCUCUCUCUUUCAGUGAGGGGUGACUUAUUACAGCUAAGCAUGAAAAGUUGCAUAUAAGUUGAAUCUUCUUUCCUUCCACCCAUGUUUCAUUUGGUAGAAGCCAAAGCCCAUGCAGUUCUAUGCAAAGCUAUGUGUGUGUUUGUGUGUGUUCCUAUAUACAUAGAAAUGUAAGGUGUCAUAACGCUUCAGUUUACCAAACACAAACUCCAGCAUGACAACAGAACAUCAGGCAAGCAAGUGUGAGAAAGGAGGGGGAGUUGCUUCAGGGAGCAGUUUGGCAAACCUGUCUCUGGGGUGCCUUCCCACCUCCAUUAAAUCUCCUCAAGUGAGGAGACAGGCAGAGUGGGGACUCAUCCACAUUUAGCUUUUGCCUCGCACUUUCCAGGCACAGGUCCGCACUUUAAAGCUCCAUGUCCUAGCGCCCCCAUUUUUUCACCCUGAAGCACAACAAACAGUGAUUUUCUGCAGGCUGCCGUUUGCUCCUGUUCAGUGUUAAAAGUGUUAAAAGAGCAAGUUUUCACUGGGAAAGCUCCAAAGCAAAAGAAGAAGAAAACGAGUGCUUGGAAAAUGGAGCUUUGAAGCAUGGGCCCUGCCUGGAAAGCACAGAGGAAAGGUAAGGUGUGGGUAAGCCUUAAGUGAGUGAGCCAGUGGCCCAGGCAGGCACGUGAGUGAUGGAGAGGCACAGGUGAGCAAAAGGGAGAAGCUGAAGGAGCUGGAGAGGUUUGGGUGAGGUGUAAAUGGGUUGGCAACAAGGUGGGGCAAGCAAGGUUGGUGAGCCCCUAGUAGUAUCACAAUUACUGGUUAAUGCAGUGAUGCCUAUGGAAGGCAUUUUCCUAAAUCUCAUUUAUCCACUUGGGUAGGAUCCUGCCGUGGCAAUUCCUAAAGGGACCCUCAUGGCUAUUUUCUGGACGACCGUGUCAUAUCUGAUUAUAUCUGCGACUAUUGGUAGGUAAUGGUCAGGCAUUAAUUGUAAUCAGCAAGAUAAAUGUAGUACGUUUCUGAGCACAAUACAAAGUGUUGGUGCUGACCUUUGAAGCCCUAAAUGGCCUUGGCCCAGUAUACCUGAAGGAGUGUCUCCACCCCCAUCGUUCUGCCCCGACACUGAGGUCCAGUGCUGAGGGCCUUCUGGUGGUUCCCUCAUUGUGAGAAGUGAAGUUACAGGGAAUCAGGCAGUGGGCCUUCUUGGUAGUGGAACCCGCCCUGUGGAAUGCCCUCCUACCAGAUGUCAAAGAGAUAAACAACCACCAGACUUUUAGAAGACAUCUGAAGGCAGCCCUGUUUAGGGAAGCUUUUAAUGUUUGACAGACUAUUGUAUUUUUUGUUGGCAGCCGCCCAGAGUGGCUGGGGAAACCCAGCCAGAUGGGUGGGGUAUAAAUAAUAAAUUAUUAUUAUUAUUAAUCAAGAGAAGCUGCCCCUGGAUGUUUUUGGACUGAGUAUGGGCUCAGGAGCAUUAUGACUUCUUAAUUCAAGGUGUAUUUCCUGAGCUACUGCUGUCCACUUGAUUCUGGUUGGUGGGCUUUACCUAUUUAUUCUGUAGGAUUCGUAAAGCAUUUAAUUGUCAAGACCAGUGAGCAGUUUACAAGGGGUACUGGUAGUCAGAGUAAACCUACUAAAGUUAAAGUUGUUUUUAAUGUUUGGUGUUUUAUCGUGUUAUUAAUAUUCUGUUGGGAGCCUCCGAGAGUGGCUGGGGAAACCCAGACAGAUGGGUGGGGUAUAAAUAAAUUAUUAUUAUUAUUAUUAUUAUUAUUAUUAUUAAACAGAAUUAACUAAUUUCAAUGGGUCUGCUCUGGAUAGAACUUAGCUGGAUACGUGAAAAUUACUGAUAAAAUCAGAUAUUUAAAACAUUUCAAAAUAUAAUCAGCAGCUUUAAAAAUAUACAUGAUAAAAUAAAAUUGCAUAUUAAAAUGCAUGUCAAAUUUACAUAUCUGAGUAGGCUUGGUUAAAGGAAAGGAAAAAUUUCAGCCAUUGUCAAAAAGAAAGCAGCAAAGGCACCUGCCCAGUACCAAAGGGCAGAGAAUUCCAAAGUGUAGGCACAGAUGGCCCGAAGGAUUGAAUCCUUGCAAAUGUGGAAUGAACAUUAUAUGGUUUAUUUAACAGGAUUUAUACAUUGCUUAAUUUGCCAAGGUCUCUAACUGGUUUGAGCCUCUGGUGAGAAAAACAAAGUAGAUCCAAGCAGCCUGAAUUUUUGCCCCCCUCUGCUUAGAGUGGCUCAUGGGUCUUUGAAAUUAAGAGCCCACGCUGUGGAGGAAAACUGUCAGAAAUGAUGCUAAAUUAUCAUGGUCCCUUUCUUAGGGGCGUGUGUGGUCCGGGAUGCCUCUGGAAACGUGAACGACACCAUCUCUGUUAGCUCUGUGGGCUGUGAAGGGAUCGCUUGCAACUUGGGCUGGAACUUCACGGAGUGUGCUCAGAGCCACACCUGUAACUUUGGGCUUAUCAAUUUUUACCAGGUAUUAUCAGCCGCACUGCCGUAGGGAAGGGUGUUUUUUAUUUGACACCUGGGCCUUGGGGAUACUUGGAAGGGGGACAAAGACACUGCCUUCUUCCAUUUAAAUCUGUUGCAGCCCAGGAUCCAACCCUACCAGAUGGGUUGCAAUCUCUGAUCAACCAUGGGCAUGAUGGCUGGGUCCAUCACUUAGCUAUGAUUCCUGCAUUGCAGGAAUAGUUUGGGUCCCUUCCAACUCUACAGUUUUAUGCUUCCAUGACUACUGAUGGCUUCUCUGCUGUGAAUAGAUCUCCAGACUGGGUUGGGGACAAAGCCAGCUGCCUUCAGAAAUGGGGAGGCACAAUGCAGGGAGGCUGGUUUAGUGCCUAGACCCAGCAGGAAUCGCUGAAUAGUCCAUCAUUCUGCCUUAUAUUAGCCCAUGAAGCUCAGUAUUCGAUAACCUAGUGGCCAUGAGCAGCUGAGCUCCCUAACUUCAGAUAUGGGAAGAGGCUUGUGGAAGCUGCCAUCUCUGAUUGGCUCUUCCUCCUUCCACCAGUGCCCAUCCCUUUCCCCACUUCCCCUGGGUCCAGGCUGAACUCCUGAGAGGUUGUGGAAAGCGGGGUAUGCUUCUCCUCCUUGCUCUGAUCAGGGCCCACAUGUAGGGAGAAGAACCCUAGAAUCACAGAACUGCAGAGAUGGAAGAGACCCCAAGGGCAUCUAGUCCAACCCUCUGCAAUCCGGGAACCACAUCCUUGACAGAUGGCCAUCCGAACUCUGUUUAAUAACUUCCAAUGGCAAGGCAGCAACAGCAAAGAGGCUCAAGAGAGGGACCCCUGAUUGGGUGGGGGCCAUGACAAGUGUCAAGUGGUACACACACACACCCAUGCUGGCCUGUGAGAAGAAGCCAAGGUGUCCUCUCCUGGUUUUGACAGAGCCCAUAGGGGACCACACAGGUUGGUAGUUGCAGCACCAAGGACAGUUGCAGGCGAGAGCCCUUGCUCUAAUCACAUUGGCGAAUGAACCAGUGGUGGGUUUUGUGUUUCUGGGGGCCGGAUCUGAAGGUUUGGAAGAGGCUAGUCUCUGGACUGGCAUAUCCUCCUUUCUAAUGAGUCCUUUUGUGUGUAUCACAUGCACUGAUAUCAUGAGCUGGGAACAUGGGUCACUGGUGUGGAGGCGAUUGGUUCCUCAGGGGGUGUAGGCUUAGAGGAGACAGACUUCACAGGGGCUGCUCUGGGGUGUCUUGGACUCCAGAGCCCAUUACCUAGGUUUGGGCUGUGCCUCAGGGCUGGCUGUAACCCUGGAGCCUGGGCUGCUGUACAGAUAGAUUGGACUGGUCUCUCUGAGUUUUGGAAGUCCAGUUUGCUGCUCUGCAUCAUGCACAGUACAUAUGUGAUCCAUUGUGUUUCCUUGCAGAGCAUGAGCAUGGUGUCUGGCUUUGCACCACUAAUCACAGCUGGGAUCUUUGGGGCCACCCUCUCCUCCGCUCUGGCCUGCCUUGUGUCAGCCCCCAAAGUCUUCCAGGUGAGAGAUGGGGACAAGUAGGACUGCUCAGCUAACCAGGAAAUUUGGAUACCCCUCCCGACCACAGUGCUAGGAUCUGACUGCUUUGGGGCUGAGCUUGAACCUGCAGGAAUGUGCUCUGAAUCUGAAUGCAAAUGACCACAACUGUCCACAAAGUGUGAAAAACCACCAGCCUUAUUCCCCCCAUCAGGAAAAGAAGAUGACUCCACAUCUUCCUUGGGAUGCUCUGAUGCUGACUGUGAGAUAAGAUAGUGAUAUGUCAAGCUAUGAUACAUCAAGCAUUUCAUUGGGUAAAACUGCUCUAAAAAUGAUGAUGAGUUUGAGCAUGUUAAUGAAAUACAGAGCCCAUUCCUUUUAUAAAUGACAGGCAGUGGGCCAUGAUCCAUUUGAACAGUUAAACCCCAUAUAGAGGUUGAUAUUCUGCCUGUUGUAAAUGUAUUUUAUCUUCUACAGAGAUUUUAUAUGAACUAUUGACACUUGUAUCAAAUAAAAUUUAUUUACAGAAGAAAAUUAAUUAGAAAGAAAACAGCAGCAGGCCCCCCAAAAUGGAUUCAUACCAAACCAGAAGCUACUCACACAAAAUGGAAGCUAAAUUUCAUGAAAAGUCUGAGAGAACAGCAAUGAUUUCACCUGAUAACUAAAAGACAUUGAUUAGAGUACCAGGUACAUGUGUUUAGGAAUGGAAUUCCAUAAUUCCAGUGCCACCACUGAGAAGCCCCCCUCUCCAGUCAUCGCCCCACUAACCUCAGGAUGUGAAGGACACGGAGAACUGCCUCCAGUUUAAACCUUGACAUUUCUGGGCAUGUUCCUGAUGGCUCGAAACCUUGUCACGAAUAGCCAUUUUGCAUCUCCCCAACAGUGCCUUUGUAAGGACCAGCUCUACCCUGCCAUUGGCUUUUUUGGGAAGGGUUAUGGAAAAAACAACGAACCUAUCAGGGGUUACAUGCUGACAUACGUCAUUGCGAUUUGCUUCAUUCUUAUUGGUAAGUAAUUCAGGGGGUCAUGAAGUGAGGGAGGGGCAGAGUCUGAUUUGACUUAGGGUGGGGCAAACAAUGGCAAUAGGAUGGUCUUUAAUUCUGUGUUGAAAGUCUUCAAUGUUAUGAUUUAAUAAAUAACAACUAUCCUACAAACACCUGAUUCUGCGCUUUGAAUAAUUUGCACAAAUGAACGGAACCUCCCUCCUUCUCUCUCCUAUCCCUGCAGCUGAACUGAAUGCCAUUGCCCCCAUCAUCUCCAAUUUCUUCUUGUGCUCCUAUGCACUCAUUAACUUCAGCUGCUUCCAUGCGUCCAUUACCAACUCCCCAGGUAAGGUGUGCUAUUUAUUCAUUUAUUCAUUGACUCUAUAUCCAUCAUGUUCUCCAAGGAGUUCAAGGUGACACACACGGUUCUCCUUGCUCCUUAUCACAACCCUGUGAGGUUGGUCAGUCUGAGAGGCAAUGACUGGCCCAAGAUCACCCAAUGAGCUUCAUGGCUGAGUGGGGAUUUGAACCCAGCUCUCCCAGGUCCUAGUUGGACACUCUCACCACCACUGGCUCAUGGUGCUUAGCAUCAAAAGUAGCACACUAGGUCAGGUCCUAGGCCACUUCCAGAGCCUCACUGUCCUGAAGAUGGGAAGCUGUUCCUAGCAGAUCUAAACAGGUUUGUGGGCCAUGCACUUGGGAGCAGGAGCUGAGCCCUUCAGUUGGUGUAUGGCCUCAUUGUCAGCCACUUAUCAUUCAGGAUAGUGUAGUGGUGAACAAGCAGGGCUGCAACAUCUGGAAGUUGGGAAGCCUGAUUUGGCUCAUCCCUAUAGCCCAACUGCCUUUCCAUAUUGGGGUGUUUCUCCCCCUCCCCAUUUAAAUUUUAUUACAUGUUUACAUUAAGCUAACAUAAUUUAUCCAGCAGUGUCCUAAAUAGUAGAUACAGUGGUACCUCGGGUUACAGACGUUUCAGGUUACAGACUCCGCUAACCCAGAAAUAGUACCUUGGGUUAAGAACUUUGCUUUAGGAUGAGAACAGAAAUCGCACAGAAGCAGCGGGAGGCCCCAGUAGCUAAAGUGGUACCUCAGGUUAAGAACGGACCUCCAGAACGAAUUAAGUUCUUAACCCGAGGUAUUGUGCAUCAAAUAUAUGUGGCUGAAUGGAUAGAUUGAGAGAUUGAUCUGCACCAGCUACCCGCUAUUGAAAUGUGUAUGAAGUACAAUAAUAAAAAAUCAGGUUGCACUCAUAUCCUGCCAUUGUGAGAACAGGAUGCUGGACUAAAUGGGCCCUCUUGAUCCUGAUCCAGCAGGAUCUUCUUAUGUUCUUAACACAACUGAGCAAAUAAAAUGGCCAAACUAAAUUAAAAAUUACACAAUUUAAAACUCAGAGAACAUCUCUAGGCCUUUAUUUUAAUGACAGUCACUAGAAACUUUCCAUUCUUUGCUAUCACCAGCUGAUCCAAGAUCCUCAUGGAGAAAAACGAUAUAAUAAUCAGCUGGAUGCCCUGGAUGAGAUGAUAAUAAUAAUGUGAAUGUGUGAGUAAUCUAGGCUCAUGACAGGUAUUUAGGUUCUUUGCCCUAUUUUACAAAAUUACUCCAACGGCAAAGAAAUAGUUCCCAUGUUUCCCCUAAUAUAAGAUCCAUUGAUCUUUGGGGAUGGCAGAUUAGUAUUAUCUGCAAGGCGGUUGCACAAGAAGAUUGCGUGUGCGCAGUGCUUUGAUCGCCAAUAAUUCUGGUUCUCUUUCAUUGCCACAUCCACCCAGGUUGGAGGCCCUCCUUCAAUUACUACAGCAAGUGGGUGGCUCUCUUUGGAGCCAUUGUGUCCGUGGUCAUCAUGUUCCUGCUGACCUGGUGGGCUGCCCUCAUCGCCAUUGGAAUUGUGGUCUUCCUGCUUGGAUAUGUUCUCUAUAAGAAGCCAGGUAUGUAACUGGGGAAACUCGGACCUGGCAUGGAUGGGCAAACAUCUCUUCAUCUGGCCAUCAGAACUCUUCCUGCAACACGCCCCCUCCCAGUCAAAGCCCCUUUCCCCCUUUUAAUGUCCUGCCCACUUUUGCCUCUGACCCCACCCAUCACUGGCAUGUGACCCCCCUAAUGUGGCUCAGAAGGGAAUGUGUGCAAUCCAGGAGGUUGGACUAGAUGGUGCUUAGGGUUCCUUCUGACUCUGCUGUGAUUCUGUGAACACCAGCUACCAUUAAGCAAAAAUAAGUGCUCUGAUCCUGCUUGGCUGUUUCUCUCUAGGGGUGAACUGGGGCUCAUCCGUGCAAGCCGGUUCCUACAACAUGGCCCUGAACUAUUCUGUGGGACUCAACGAGGUGGAUGACCACAUUAAGAAUUAUAGGUGAGGAAGUGUACAGUGCUAUCUUCUUGGUGGUUAUUGAAGACCCUCCUUUUCCAAGAAGCCUUUUAGGUCAAUAUUUUUUUAUCUUCGUCUGUGGGCCUGCAGUAAAGCUGAAUGUCAGGCAAUUCAGGACUGAGAAAAUGAAGUGCUUCUUCAUGCAGUGCAGAGUUAAACCAGCAGGCUCUUCUGAUACCCUUAUGUUCUGUAUUGGACUUGAAAUUAUUUUUUAUGUGCUUUUUUAGUAAUGUUUUUAUUGUUACAUUAUUAUGGGAUUUUUUUAUGGGAAGCAAUUCAAAAUAAAUGAUGUCAACAGUCAGGGUAAACAGGGAGCUCUUCAGCUGCCUGAGAAAGCGCCCCACUGUUGGUUCUUGUCUGAACUCCACAGGGAGCUCAUUCCACACAGUGGGAAGAGCAACAGAGGAGGCCUCAGCCGGCACAGUCAAACCAAUCACAUCAACUUUGGAGGACUAGAUGGGAAUAGGCCUUCCGAGAGAUAAUCUGGUCCCAAGUGCAGCCUAUGACUUCUCAUUGUUUCUCCCUCAGACCUCAAUGUCUGGUGCUGACUGGCCCUCCCAAUUUCCGCCCAGCCCUGGUGGACUUUGUGGGCACCUUCACCAAAAACCUGAGCCUGAUGAUUUGUGGGAAUGUGUUGAUCGUGAGUAUUUAUCACCACAGGAGAAUCAACUUUGCAUGUUGUCGACAUGUCUGUCUGCCUGUUGUAUACUUCUGAGGGCACCAGGCUAUGAAUGGUUUCAUCCAGGAGCUCUUUUGGAGACAGCUGAUUCUCUAUGAAUCAACCACCUACAGUGAACCCAUGAGAUGUGAAGGCUAGCAUACAGAACCCAUGGUCUCAAAGCAGGGACCUUGGUGCCAAGAGAGGGCGAUUUCAGACCUCCAGGUCAGUUUGUAAGCAAAAGAAAUAGCUAGUUGGGCUGAUCUCAACUGUGCUACAGCACUGUGGGUGGUCUGGAGUGGUACUGCAGAUUCUGGCUCAGUAGGGAUCAGGAGGCCCCAAAAGCCAAUUGAAUCCCAGCAUGAGCCUGUUGAAAUGCUGGUUCUGGCUUCCUCAGUUUGAUUUACUUGCUGCUACACCAUGCAAUCUACCUGUGUAACCUGCUGCUUGCUUAUGCACCAGCAGCCCUGCCAGGCAGAUGCCUAGAACACCCCCAAUGGGAAGUUGGCAGUGACCCCCACCCCUCAACUCCCAUCUCCAGAUGUUUAGGAGGGACUGGAGCACCUGCCUUUUCAUACUUUGUGUUCGCAGCAGAAAACAACUGUGUUCAUGCUGGAGUGGCCACAGCAAAUCUGGUUUCCCCAUCAAGCAGGAUGAAAGCUGCAUUUGAUUCUGUUUGUUCCCCCUGGAAGGAUAGUCAGCUAAUUAAGCAGGACUGAAUGAUAGGCUCGGAAGAUAUGGAAGGCAAUCACUUCCAGCUGCAGCUUAAUUGCCAAGGCAAAGAUCAGAAGCUGCUUUUUGAAAGCAGGGCACAUUAAUCACAGGAUGGCAUUCUGCUUCCAGAUUACCUCUUAUUCUCUGCCUGAGGUGCAGCAAUUGCAGAUGUGGUGGCUGAUCAAUGGGGAAAUGAUUGGCCCCUUUGCAUUAUUAAGCUGGCCAAGUGCCAAAUUUAAAAACAACAACACAGAGGUACCCCUUAGCUCAAACUUCCUGGGCUCUGAAGGCCUUUCUGCAAACUGCAGACACGAGGAAGUGGCAUGUGGUUUCUCACUGGUAUAAGAAGGAGCCUCUGUGCAUGCUCAGAGGGAUGGCUUACACCUUUUGUGACUGAAAUAGGAUCCUAGGUGCAGGUGGCACCCAUGAGACAAGCCCAGGGAUGGGAUCUGAUCAUAGGCUCUGUGUCCAGCUUGGACUUUAACUCGCAUCAGCCCCAUUCAGCACAGCCAACAGUUAGAAAUGGUGGGAAUUGUAGUCCAAAACAUCUGGAGGGCGCCACAUUAGUGAAGUGCAAUUUGGAUAACUUGAUGGUCACAUGAGUCAGGAAGGGUGUGCCUGUCUUAAGCCAGCUACCCUUGGGUCUCCCACUGUUUUCUUCUGCUUUCUCACAGGGGCCAGGCAAACAGAUGAUGUCUGAGUUCCGUCUUGCUUCCAGAGGCCACGUCAAGUGGCUGACCAAGCGCAAAAUCAAGUCUUUCUAUACUGAUGUCUUAGCUGAGGACCUGAGAACUGGAGUUCAGAUUCUUAUGCAGGUAAAAAUCAAACAAAAAGAAAGAAAUCUUGAAAUGCUGAAGGUAAGUAGGCAGCCCAUGUCUACAACGACUGCUACAUUGAAGAAUCCUUAAAACAAUUUUUGUGAAAGUUCAGUAUUCAUUGGACAAAUAAACUGUUGUAUCUUACUGUCUGUUUUCAGCAGCCGUACUUUGUGGCAGAAUGCGGCAUGCUGGUGGCAUUACUGAGGGCAUUGUCCUGCUGCUUUCUCCUGAGGAAAACUGCUCUUUAGCACUCAAUCAGAACAAAUGGCAAUUUGAGUUUUCUCUGGCUUGAUGUUUCCUUUGAUUUAGCACUAAAGAGCAGGUUAUCCCUGGGAAAAGAGUGGAGGAAGGGGAAAACCAUUCAGACCUGUGGUUUCUAGGAAAAGGACAAGUGUGGAUGAGCCCUGAGUUAAGUUUAGAGAAAAGGCGAGUAGGAGGUGACAAGAUAGAAAUUUAUAAAAUUAUAAACUUGGCUAGAAAAUCCCCACCCUCCACCUAGUUGUUUCCACCCAAGUUCUUAGUUCAGCCCCUUGAGGAAUGAGGAGGGAGUGUCUGUGUGGCCCUGAGCCCGGCUUUGGCUGGGGAAGGCGGGAUAUAAAUAAAUUUUAUUAUUUCUUAUUAUUAAUGAUACCCCCUUUUUCUCUGCUUUGAUAAAGGCUUCCGGUCUUGGGAGAAUGAAGCCCAAUGUCCUUGUGAUUGGUUACAAGAAGAAUUGGCAGGCUGCCCAUCCACAGACGGUGGAAGAAUACAUUGGGAUUCUGCAGUAAGUUGGGUCAUGGCAUGGGAUCCAUUUAAAUGAAUCAGCAGCUGCAGCUGUCUGUGGCCACCAUUAGCACCAGGGAUGGGCAGAUGUGUCUGUUUAUGACUUGGGCAAAUUUUCCAUAUGUUCAUUUAUAAAUCUGCUCCCGUCUUGACCAACACUGAGGCUAAGGAAGAAGAGGAGGCUGACAGGCAGGGCCAUCCUAUGAGCUGCUUGUAAGUAAGAAGGCAGGUGGGGGGUUGGCUGCAGGGCAGAUGUGGGUUGGUGGGCAGUGCCCCAUUUGCCUUCAUGGAGACCAGCCUCUGCUGAUUCCAACCAGGACUUCUGAGAUCUGUCUUACAUUGACUCUGGCAGCCCUUUGGUUUUGUCUUCCAGUGAUGCUUUUGACUUCAAGUAUGGCGUGUGCAUGAUGCGGAUGAAGGAGGGGCUCAACAUCUCCAGGCUUGUGCAGUCUCACAGUGAGUUUCUCCACCACAUACUGUCUGGGCCAGAGGCUUCCUGUAGUUGAGUUGAUUUGCCUAAAAAGGAUGCAAUUAGGAACAGAGGAGGCAGCCUCUAGCAGCAGCUCUCCAGAGCUCUCCAGAGUUUGAGGCAGGUGUUUCUCCCAGCCCUACCAGGAAAUGCCAAGGAUUAAACCCGGGACCUUCUGCAUGCAAAACAGAUGCUGUAACCACCGAACUGUGGGACACAGAAAAGAACACAGGAAGCUGCCUUUGGAUUUGGACCAUUGGUCAAUCUAGCUCGGUGUUGUCUACGAUGACUGGCAAUAGGGCUGUAAGAUUUCAGAGAGGGGACAAUUCCUAGACCUAUUACAGACACUGCCGGGAAUUGAACCUGAGACUUUUGCAUGCAAAGCAGAUGCAAAGCAAUGACCUGUUCCUUCAUCCUAACUCAUGAGGAAGGUAGGGGCUUCCCAGAUGAUAUGCUGCACUCAACAUAUUAUGUUAAACAGUGGCUCAUCACAAGCCAUUGUUCAGUGUUAGGCACCAGGCCAAGAGGCGAGGCAAACAAACACAAAAAUCAAAUAAAUCUGAUCUUGCUUCUUUUGGCCCUUCUCACUAGUGUAAGGAGGAAAUGAAUCACAAUCCUUGUCACCAUCCAAUUGCUGAGGGGGUGUUCUUUUGCUCCAAGCCAACCUCCAGAGCAGCUUUUCCAAACUUGAUGCCCUUGUGAUGUUUUGGACUACAACUCCCAUCAGCCCCAGCCAUGGCUGUGUUAGCUAAGGCUGGCGGGAGAUGUAGUCCUGGGCAGCUGGAGGACACCAGGGUGAGGAAGAGUGAUCCGUUGUGUUCAUUGCAUAUUCUCUUUCCUCUAGUUAACCCCGUGUUUGACCCAGCAGAAGAUCCACAGAAGAACAUUGAAGAGCCUCCUGUGAUAAGUACAUGUCAGUUCCCAGCAGGUUCAUUUCUGUGACCUCUAGUGCUCGUCUUUCUGUUAAGACUGUCUUACCUGUGGGGAAAGUGAUUGACUUGGGCCACAGAUGGAAGGCCUUUGAAAUCAGAGUGUGCCAACUCAGAGGUUUGAUUUCUUCUCCUAUAACACAGGAAGAGAAACCUGCCAUUUUGGGCCCUGUCUCGACCAUUCUCCUGUCGUGUCCUGCUUGUGACCUUUCCUCAUUGAUCUGGUUUGGCCACUGUGAGAACAGGAUGCUGGACUGGAUAGGCCUUAAAAGGAUCUAGGACAGUACCCAGAGUAGCCAACAUGGUGCCUUCCAGAUGUUGUUGAACUACAGCUCUCAUCAUUCCUGCCCAUUGGCCCUUUUGACUGGGGCUGAUGGGAGUUGGAGUCCAACAUCUGGAGGAUUACAAAGUGAAUAUUUCAUUCUGUUGGUUAUGCUUACUCCUAGGAUUUAUGAUUUCUGCCCUAGCUUUGCAAAUAAAAACAAUCCCACAUUCAUUUUGCCCCCCCUGCCCAAUUUGGUUACUCUCUGAGUCAGGACCACAUCAGCCCCAUGUAAACAUCAGCUCCAAGUUGCCAUCAUGUUCUACUGUCUCCUACAAGGCCUGUGUUAUGCCAAAAUUAUUGAAACACAUUUUACCAUGUGAUAAGAGCUGCCUGUGAGACUAGGGAUGGCAUUUUCUGAAAACUUCCAUGCUCUGUUUCUCGGCACAUAUUUUCCCCCCAGUUCCCAUCUGGCUCCUAGAUUUCAACAAGAAAUGAGUUGUUUAUUUACCAGUCACACUAAAAAUACAAACUAUUCUCAGAUUAUAUAUGCACCAUCAUAGUAUAGUAUGUAUAAUUAUAUUAUAUGCAUACUAUAUAUAUAUAUUCCGUGUUUCCUAAACUAACCAGAACAUAAGCCAAUGCAUACAGCAAUACAUAUAACUAUAUAAAAAUACUUACAUAUUAAUAAUAAAUAUACUUACAUAAUAAUAAUACUUACAUAUUAAUACUUAUAAAAAAAAUGUUGCAGAAAUACAUGACAGCAUGGGACUUGGCUCUUUUAUACGUAGUUAGUCCCACUCAGAGGAGACCCACCGAAACUGAUGGCCUAACUUAGGUACAUUAAUUCUGACGAGUCUAUUCUAAGUAGAACAUAGCUGGAUACGACUCAAUAUAUAAUUUGCAUAUUUUUAUAUAUAAUUAGAUGGUUUUUGUUUUUUUUAAAGUUUCCUAAUGAACAGAAUGGGAAGUGGAGCAUCUCAAGAGGGAUUUCAUAAGCUUGCAAAUUCACUUGGUGAGUGGCAUUUGAAAUCCUGGGCACUCUCUUACUCAUGCAGUGGGGAUCCUUUUUAUUAUUAUUCCUAGUGGACCCUGAUGCCUUGGUAGCAGAACAGCAAGCAAGCACUGCCUUCCAGAUAGAGCAGGGCAAGAAAACCAUUGACAUCUACUGGCUCUUCGAUGAUGGAGGUAAUUUCAGCAUCCUUCUCCCACAUAGGUAAGGAUUUGUGGUACCAAAGGAGUGUUGCACCUUCUGGUCCAACCCCCUGCUUGGACCCAUCACUGCCAUUUUUGCUUUGGGGCUCCUGGGUCAGUGGUGUCCCUUUUUCAUAAGGGAACAGUUAGGGCCACAGGCGCCAGCUUAUGAGGAUGAUGGAAGGGGAAACAUCACAUGCACCAUGUCCCAAUAUUGCACACAUGAGCAUUGUGCCUCCCUCAGUAAACUGGGUAGAAGCUUCCCGAGCUUUGGGAAGGAGGCAACAUGCUUUAAUACUUUAAUACUCUAGUUUACUGAGAACAUUUAGGGGACUAGCCUAGUCCCCCUAAGGCCUGAACCAAUGGAUUCAAAGUACAAAUAACAAAAAAGGAGAUUCCAGCUAAACAUUAAGAUGAAUUUUCUGAUGGUCAUAGCAAUUCAACAGUGGAACGGACAACCUCCAAAGAUGGUGGACUCUCUUUCAUUAGAGGUUUUAAAACAGGUUGGAUGGCCAUCUGUCAAGGAUUCUUUAGCUGUGAUUGUGGCAUUGCAGAGGGGUGGACCAGAUUACUCCUGAGGUCCUUUCUCACUCUAGAGUUCUAAGAUUCUUUGGUCCCAGGGGCUGAUCUGAGGCACAUGAUGCAGCAACCUUGCUAAAGCUAAGCUGGUUUGGGUUUGGCCACUCCUUGGAUGAAAGGCCACCUGGGUACCUUGCCUAUAGCCACCAUAGGCUCCGUCUUGGAAGUACAGUGUGAUAUAAAUCAGUAUUUGCCAACCUGGGGCCCUGGAGAUGAUGGGAGUUGUAGUCCAAAACAUCUCUAGGGCACCAGGUUGGGAAAGACUGAAAUAAACGAAGGAUUCCCAGACUCCAUUUUCUCUGCAGUUAUUUGAUCAAGAGCCAUUCUGUGUUUUUACUUGGCAGGCCUGACGCUCCUCAUCCCUUAUCUCCUUGGGCGCAAGAAGAGGUGGGGGAAGUGCAAGAUCCGGGUGUUUGUCGGAGGGCAGAUCAACAGGAUGGAUGAAGAGCGCAAGGCGUAAGUCUAGGACCGCUUGUGGCCUCGGUUGGAUUUGUAUCCCUUGUGCUCUGGGAGAGGGCUGUGGUAGUUCUCAGGCCCUGCUUGCGAGCUUCCCAUUGGGGCAUCUAAAAGGCUGUGGUUACAAAAGUAAUUAGGCUAUCUAUAGAGUUAAAACAAUGCAAAAAAAAUAUGUAUCUAUUAAAAUGACAGGAGGGUGCCCGGUUGAGGAAGGCUGGUCCAAGAUGCAUAGCAAAGUUCCUAACAUGAAGAGAGGUUAUCGCAUUUUAGUUAUCCUCAGAAUGUAAAGAAUCAAUGUGUGCACUGGGCAUAGGAAAACAUAAAAACGAAACUGCUGCCCCCUGCAAAAGGUACUACCGGUCUCUUUCUCCUCUUGCAGGAUCAUCUCGUUGUUAAGCAAGUUCCGACUUGGGUUUCACGAGGUCCAUAUUCUUCCCGACAUCAACCAGAAACCCCGACCUGAACAGUAAAUCAAGACUUAACUGUAGCUUCUUGCUCAUCCAGUUUAAUAAUCUGCAAUUGACUUUUUUAUUGUUAUUUUGUUUAUUUAAACAUUGAUGGGUGUUGUUUUUUUACUUAUUCCUUAAAUUUUAAGGUUUUUAAAAAAAUAUAAAUAAUAAUAAUAAUAAUACAGGAUGACUGUGUUAAAUGCAUAACAUGACCUCCUGUUUUUUGCAGUGGUAAUAUAUAUAUACAUAUAUAUAUAUAUAUAUAUAUAUAUACAGUGGUACCUCGGGUUACAUACGCUGCAGGUUACAUACGCUUCAGAUUACAGACUCCGCUAACCCAGAAAUAGUACCUUGGGUUAAGAACUUUGCUUCAGGAUGAGAACAGAAAUUGCAUGGCGGCAGCCGGAGGCCCCAUUAGCUAAAGUGGUGCUUCAAGUUAAGAACAGUUUCAGGUUAAGAACGGACCUCCGGAACAAAUUAAGUACUUAACCCAAGGUACCACUGUACAUUAAAGAUCAUGUAAUAAUUUGUAUCAGAAGCACCUAACAUUUUACAUUAGAAAAAUUAGCUAUAAAUAUGACUUUUAAAACUAUGUGGAAAUGUGGUGAAAUUAAGGCUUUGAUGGAGGAUAGGGCUGUCAGUGGUUACUAGCCACAAUGACUAGGUUUCUCCCUCUACUGUUGGAGGCAGUUUGCCUCUGAAUCCCAGUUGCUGGAAACCAGAGGGGAGGGGAUUGGGCUCUUGUGCUCAGGUCCUGCUUGUAGGCUUCUCUCAGGCAUCAGGUUAGCCACUGUGAGAACAGGAUGCUGGCCUAGAUGUGCCACUGGCCUGAUCCACCAGGGCUCUUCUAAUGUUCUCAAGGCUAGAAAAACAAGACACUGAAACUGAGAUUUGUACCCAACUUGGUAUUACAGACCUGUAUGGGUCCCCACAGCUGACAGUUUCAUGUUGGAUGGUGGAAUGUUCUGGGGAAGAGAGAUCCUAGAUGGUCUAUUUGGUUCAGGCAGAAACAAUGCCACCUGGUCACUUACAAGAUCUCCAUGGUUUUGUUGACAGUGUGAAGAGAUUUGACGACUUAAUCGCCCCAUUCAGACUGAACGAUGGCUUCAAAGACGAGGCGAUGGUGAACGAGAUGAGGCACGGCUGCCCAUGGAAGAUUUCCGAUGAGGAAGUCAUGAAAAAUAAAGCUAAGGUCUGAUGGUCUCGCUGGCCAUGUGGAGAGUGGGCUUUGCCACCACAAAAAGUGAAAAAUAAUUGCUGUCUCCUCUCAACGGGUCCCAAGGCCUUUAAUGCAGGGGUGGCUGACCUGUGGCCUUCGAGAUGGCACUGGACUUCUGCAUUGUUUAGCAUGCCCUUCUUCCCUCUCCCAUUCACGAAGCAUCACCCGUCAGUUGCUUCAGGCAACUCAUAAAGGCAUCUCUUUUUGCCCUGACUUUCCCUGACCCACAAGAUUGGACUAUCUUAUUACUGAAUUCCCCGUUGUUGUUUUUUAAUUACACUGUUUUGUUGGUUUUCAAAUUGUAUCUCUGUUUUUAUACUUUCAUUGUUUCUAUGUUGCAUUUUUUAAUACAGUGGGCCUGCAACUUACAUGGGGUGGGGGGUGGUCCAUGAGCAAAGGCAAAACUGUGUAGAGUCAGCAAACCCCUGGAAUCUCCCUCCCAGCUGUGCAACCAUCCCUACCCGUCUGGAGUGGGUAUUGCCCUCCAUCUCCCUUUCCAGGCUCUUGUAAAGUCGUGCGACCUUCCCAGUGCCCAGUAAGCAAGACAGAAGGCCCAAAAGCUCCACAGUGGGAAAUAACUUUUUAAGCCCCCCUGUCUUGCUUAUCGGAUUCUGGGAAGGUUGUGGAGGAUCUUGGGUGGCUCCUUCUGACUCCUCACUCCCAGUUUCCAGUUAUUUAUUUCCCCCACACAAAGCUGCAGUGACGUAAGUAAAUUACAUGUAAAUUGUGGGACCACUCUACCGCCGAGAGAUUUUUUAGUGGUUUACAAUGCUUUUAAAUAAAAAGAAACAAUAAUAAACCCCAGUUGGCAUGGACAACAGUCAGGUGAAGUAUAAGUUCAGCAACAUCUGGGCUGUGGGCACAUGACGCCUUUAAAGCACCUUCGUAGCACAUUCAUUCCCUCAACAAACUCUGGGCACUGUAGUUUAUGCCUCACAGUUACAAUUCCCAGCAACACUUAACAAACCACAUUGUUCAGAGUGGUUAUACAGCCAGCCCCUCUUCCCAAGGAACACAGGGAAAUGUAGCUCUGUGAGAGGUAAUAGGAAUGUCCGAACAACUCUCAGCACGCUUAACUAACCACAGCUUCCAGGAACCUUUGAGGGAAACCAUGACUGUUUAAAGUGCUAUCAAAACUUUAAAUGCAUGGUGUAAAUGUGGCCUUAAUCUCUGUGUUUACUGUCUAUUCUCUCUUCCGCCCUUCAGUCACUUCGACAAGUGAGGAUGAACGAAAUCUUGCUGGAUUACUCACGAGAUGCAGCCCUCAUCUUCAUGUGAGUAAGACAAGCCACCAACCGAGUUUUUGCAAGUGCUUUGUGAAAUGUUGACCUUACAAAGAAGUAUGGCUGGAAAUGCAUUGAUAUGGGCUAGUCCUGCACAACCCAGCAAGUUGAAGCAUCCAUGCAUGGUGAAAAUCAAUCCUUAAUAAUAAAGAAAACUGUAACAAAAUAACAUAAUGAGAGAAACUAAAUACAACAACAGGAGGCAACAGACACUGAAGGGGAGGGGCUGAUUCUGAAGCAAAACACACAAGCCCUACCCACCAGAUAACAAGCACUAUACUAUUCAAAUUAGGCCCCAGUGGUUUUUUUUACAUUAACAACUCUCCUGGGACUGUAGUCCCGGCAGGCAGGAUUUGCAGGUGCCCCCUCUCAGGUCCCUGGAGGGUUGCCAUGCGUAGCUAGGGUGGGCUGCAUUCAGCACAACACAGCAGAUGUUGUGCAGGCCAGAUUUAGAUUGAGCAGCUGUGUCCCCAGCCUGGUAAACCUCUAGAUGUUCUGGGCUAUAGCUUCCGUCACCCAGAUACUACAGGUCUCUGGCCGUGCCAUAAAAAUAAGAAACCAGCUGUAUUUACGACGAACAAACACAAGCUGCUCUCUGCUUUCUCCAUCUUUUCUUUUCAGAACGCUGCCGAUAGGCCGAAAGGGAAGAUGUCCUAGCAGCCUCUAUAUGGCUUGGCUGGAAACCCUCUCACAGGACCUGAGACCCCCCGUCAUCCUGACCAGGGGCAACCAGGAGAAUGUCUUGACCUUUUAUUGCCAGUGAUUCUUGGGCAGCUGAAUCAAGAUGAAGUUGUUCCAGGCCAGAUCCUGCUCUUAGGACUUGGGCCUCCUGGAGGGUCUGUUUCUGGUGGUAGAAGGUCCACAAUAAAAGACUUGUGGUGUGAAUUAUGAAUAUUCCUGAGCUGUGAUGUGAAUUAGGAAUAUUCUGCCCUGCCACAAAUUGUUAGGGGAAUAAUCUGACCAAUGGUCUCUGGUAGAUUUUGAUGGAUUGCUGAGGGGAUGUAGUUCACCAUGUGUCCUGCUGUACGGAGGAGAGUCCUUGAGUUGAAGGCAUCCUCUACUUCAGGUGUGGUGGUAUUUCCUUCCCCCCAGAUGUUGCUGAACUACAACUACCAUCAUCCCCUGGCCAUGUUUGCUGGGGCUGAUGAUGGGAGUUGUAGCUCAACAACAUCUAUAGGGCCAAAACUUGCCAGCACCUACUCUAGUUGAAUGGUUGCUCAGUCUAAGUUAAAUAGGGUUGCCAUAUUUCAAAAAGUAAAAUUCCUGACAUCCGCAGGGAUGGGGUUUUUUUUGGGGGGGGAGGGGAAUAGUGAUUUUAAUCUUCUGGAGCUGUUCCUGCUGUUUUUCCAUCACAUUGACAUACAUCCAGGUUUUUCCUGGCAUUUUCCCCGACGCCACUUUUACACCUGAAAACCAGGACGUGUCAGGAAUUUUCCUGACGUAUGGCAAGCCUAAAGUUAAAGACUAAUAAAAUUAUGGUGGGGGGCAGGGCUCACAGUAGUCCAUCAUUAAUUAGAACCCAGAUGGCAGAUUGAGCAGGCAUAGAGGUUGACACCUUCCCCACUAUGGUGAAAUGGAUUGUAU
Podarcis lilfordi (Lilford's wall lizard) is the source of this 27998-nucleotide messenger RNA. Lineage: Eukaryota; Metazoa; Chordata; Lepidosauria; Squamata; Lacertidae. The record is from the annotation of a GenBank genome assembly.